UAAAGGAAUAUCACUAAUACAAUAAUACAAUCCUACAUUUUCUUCAGAUCAGUAUUCCUCGUUAGCACAAAGUAGCUAUGAGUCUGUCAACCUCUAAAUCAAACAGUCUCUGAAACACUACGUAUAGUGCAAGAUAACCAAAUCUUCCUGCUUAAAGGUCAGAUUUACAAGGAACACGUGAAGGCAACAUGAAACAACACAGCAUCACCAGGUCACCGCCCCUAAUUAUUAAGCUGACGUCACGAAUUUGUAAUGCUUUUUUUCCCUGCUUUUUUCUUCUUCUUUCUGCUGAGAACACGGGAGGCGUACAACGUGUGUACGUAACUCAUGUAGUUGAAGCAGUUUGAAGCAAGACUUUGAGGGGAAGCGGCUUCCAGCACAGAGAAGUAAAACCCCAAGAGAAAAAAGCUCAGGAGAAACUACAACUCGCAGCCAUGAAGGACAAAGUGAGGAGGGGAGGAAGAAAUCAGGCCAAGGCUGAUGUAGUGAGCCUGGUUGGUGGACAGGAUGCUGUUGGCAUUAACCAACAUGAGGACACAUCGUUCCCUGUGAAAAUCCAGGGAGCAGGAGUAGAGCCAUUUGAGCUGCAGGUCCAUGGAUUUUGGCUUGUUCAAGAUGCAGUAAUGAAUCUGAUUUCGAGGGAUGAGGUGUGUCCUCGUUCCAACUUGUCGCUGGCACUCGCUGGUACGACUCUGGACCCCCUUGCUGAACUGCAAAGCCUAAAGGGGCUUAAACCAGGAGCCAUCCUUCGCCUGGUGGAAGAACCCUACACCGCCCGCUCAGCCAGACUCCAUCUGGCUCGUGUGCUUGAACUGCUGAGAGCUUCUGGACCUCAGGAUGCACUGAGAGAAGGACGCUCACCAAGCAUACUGGAGACACUCACACACACAGCAGACUCCAUCUUACCGAAUGGAAAGAGCCUGAAACGCUCUUUAAGCAACACAAAAGCAGAAACGGCCAACCAGGAUGGAGCUCUCCAUGAGUAUCUUCUCCCUGGUUCCUCAGAGAGACCCUUCAUGGCCCUGCUACCACACAGCUCCCACCCAGAGUCCCCCAGCUACCUGAGAGACUUGUCUCUCAGCUGUUGGAACCCGGCUCCAGGACACAGGAAGCUGCAGGGAGACUUCCUAUACAUCACGGUGGUGACAAUGGAGGGACGACGGUGUGACAUCACAUCCUGUCCGAAAGGGUUCUUCCUCAAUAGAUCUACAGAAGAAGUGUUUGAUCCUCGUCCUGCACAGUCUUCCCCAAUUUGUCACAGUUUCACCGACCUGCUCUGUCACAUCAGCCCUGCCUUCAAACCAACUUUGACCACGCUCAAAAAUAGGUCUCAGAUACCUCCAGUAGAGCGGAUGCCCACUCCUUACCACACCCUGAGCUGGCUCGGGCCUCCUUGCGCCACUCGCACUCAUAAAAACACCUUCAGCCGACUUGGAGUGGAUGAACAGCCAGCAACACAGGCUCCAGAUUGGAACGAGGAGUUGCAAGCUGUUAGAGAUCUUCCACACGGCAGCCUGGAGGAGAGGCUGCAGAGGGACAAAGCUCUGCUCCAGGUUAACAGUGCAUUUGUUAGGGCUGUGAUGCAGGGGGCAGAAACGGUGAUCGAUGGCUUUGUGGAGCCAGUCAAUGGAAACCCUGAUGACCCAGCUUUCCUGUGGGGCGGCCUGUUCAUGAGCCAAGGGGCAGCAAGUGCAAUCUUUGGAGGGGAAAGGGGUCGCAGGGCAGCUCAGAGGCUGGAGUUUGAAGGAGUACAAGCCUACAGUGACAUCGAGGGGUUGCAGGGGUUGCACACUCUACCUACAGCCAUUGUAGACUACAGAGGAGUGCGUCUGUCUGCUCAGGGUCUAGCCCCUGGGUUGGAGGGCUCAGAGCAGGACCAGGCAACUGCUCCCUCCUCAAGAGGCUUGCUGUACGGGAUAAAUGCAGGACCCCAAGAGUCCCCCCAACGCAGACGGCUCCUAGAGCUCUUGGCUCAGGCUGCCAAAUCUCUCUCUCUGCAGAGACAUGUUCUUGUGGGGCCCAACGAUCACAAGGUACCACUGUUCACCUCAGUGGACGCUCAGGGACUGCUGGGCGCUGAUGGGAGGUUCUACAUACUGGAUGUGUUCAGGAGCUUCCCAGCUGAUGCCAACUUCUGCCCAGAGGUGGAGACAAAAGGUCAGACAGUCACUGAAGAAGAGGAGAGCAAUACAAGCUGUGCACAGGACCAGGAGAAGAAGGGUUGUGUAAAAGAAGGUUGGCCUGAGAAUUAUCACUCGGACUCUGGGCUACCAAGGAGCUUCCCUCACGGACUCUGUCGACUGAGGCCAGAGCUGGUGCAGGCCUUUAUCCAGCACAAACAUGCCCAGUUCACUCAGCAUGUCAAGGAGACGUUGGAUGAGAAUGGAGGCUUUGAAGAAUGUGCAACAGCUUGUGAUUCUCGAGCCACUAACGCAGUACGAGCUGCUUGUAAAGAAGUGGGCUCAGUCAGCGACAUCAUCUUUGAGAUGCGCUUUAAUCCAAGCGUCUUCUCUCCAGAAGUAUCCUUCCCUCCUGGUGAAAGUAAGUCAACAAAGUUGCAGGAGAGGUUACUGAGGGAAGCUGCUGCUUUCAUCGUCACACAUCAGAUACCAGCCUUUGUGGAGUUUUGCCUACAAAGCAAUGAGGCACCAAUGGAUGGAGUCUCUCUGAAACAGGCACUACACCAAAGAGGCAUCAAUCUCAGAUAUCUGGGCCGUGUAAUAACGACCAUCAGCCAAUCGGAACAAAAAGAGUGCCUGAGGCAUAUAAUGCGAUUGGUCAUAGGUGAAAUUUUCACCCGUUCAACAAGAAGAGUGUUCAACAAUUUCCUCCAGGGUGUGGACAUGCCUAGUCUCUCAGCAGCUGUCAGUCACUUCCUGUGCUGCCUAUUAGUUCCUCACUUCACACCAACACCUGUGUGGGAUGAGACUAAGAAGAAGUCAAGGCGGCGUGGCCGAGUGGCCGGGACCUCUGAAAGCACACCCUGGAGCAUGCUCGCAGGGGCCGAGCUGUGGAAUCUGGUCUGUCAGGAUGCAGCUGAAACGUAUAACAUCUCUGACAGCCUGGGCUCUGGUCCGAAUCACCUGGUGGAGCACUACGGCCUUCAGAAGCUCUCUCUGCUCAGAGAGUUCUGUUUAAAGACUGGAGUACAGUUGAGACUGAGAGACUACGUCCUUGACAACCAAAACAAAGCUCCCAUUGGCCCAGACGACAUCCUCAACAUCUUCCCUGUUGUCAAGCACAUUCACAUGCCAACUGUGGAUGCUUCAAAAGCAUAUCGAGCUGCACAGAACUUCAUUCAGAAGGGUCUGCUAGAUCAGGCCCAUGAACACCUAAAAGAAGCAACCUACUUGUUUGGUAGGGUGUGUGACGACCUGCACAUUGAGGCCUGUUAUUGCCACAGCCUGUUGGCCAAGGUGGCCUUCGUGCAGGGCAAGACAGCUGAGGCUCGCAUUGUCCAGCUGAAAGCAGUGGUCAUCAGUGAGAGAGUGCUUGGCUUUGACCAUCCAAACACUAUUCACCAAUAUGCCCUCUUGGGUGUGUAUGUGUUUGCUGGAGGGGAGACGGCCCUGGCCCAGAAGUGUCUCCUCAGAGCUCGUCUGCUAAUGCUAACAGUCCACGGAGAGGACCAUCCCUACACCGCAACACUGGAUAGCUGUCUUGGGUUGGUGCUGACCGGAGAUCAGAGAGGGAAGUUCCUUCAGAACGCCCUCAGACUCAACACCUCCUUCUUUGGCCCCUCACAUCUGCACACCGCUCUCAGUCAGCACAUGUUAGCCCAGUGGAUGUGCAGCAAGGGAGACUACAGAAGUGCUAUGAGCCAUGAGAAAGAGUCCCUCACUGUUUUUACCUCCAUGUUUGGAGAGGAUCAUCCUCAGUCACGCUGCAGCAAAGAGUUUCUGUGCACUAUAACCAAGCAAGCGGUGAAGGUGGAACGCUCGCUGAGGCAGGCAGGAGCUGACUGCAUGGAGCAGUCAGUGGAGUGUCUAAAUCCCACUUCUGAUAAUAUGCUGGAGCAACUGGCUCUGGUGACCGGGAUCCGGAGCAUUACACACAGAGACGGACUCCAGGAGUAUAGGAAGAAACACAACGAACUAAAGGCAGCAGUGGCAAAGGAACUGGGAUUCAUUGUGACCAACAAGUUUGUGGCCUCAGAAACUGUGAAUGGAGAAGAGAAAAGCUCAGAUGUAGAAACAGGAAGCAGGAAGGAAGCAGAGGAUGGAGGAAGUCCAGCGGUGGAGAAGCCCAGCGAGGGCCAACAGGAGCAGCCGGCGGAAGAGACCUUGGUGAAGAGUGCUGCCACAGCUUCAGUUAAUCGUCAUGUGGUGGAGCCAGCUGAAGUGAAAGGGCAUGAGGAGAAAACAAAUGUAGAUGCAGAAGACAGGGACAGAGCAGCUUCAGAUGCGGAGGUCAAGAUAAUGAAUGUGGAGUCAGAGGUCAGGGCUGCAGGACAGAAAGCUGAGAACAGCACACCAAAUGACGUAAACAGCAACACAGCUAACGGAGGGAUCAAAUCUGAUGCAGCAGUUACUGAGAUGAAAUCAGUGUCAGGUGAGGUUAAUGGUGACUGUGACAUCCCCGUAGGCCCGUCAGUCCUGAAGAGUAAAGGAACCUGGGCUGAUGUUGUUUCAAAGGCCAAUGGAGGGGGGGGCAUAGACACAGCGGUCAACAGAGAUGAAGUCACUGCUAAUGGAACAGCUCAAGAGUGAACAUAGAUAAAAACAGGACAUGUGUUGUUAAGUAAAAACAGGACAUGUGUUGUUGCCAAGUAAAAACAGGAGAUGUGUUGUCAAGUUUUUCCAAUUAACUGCUGUAAGAUAAAACUCUUCCAGGAUCAUAGAUGUAUUUUGAUCGAAUUUAUAUGAAGCUGGCAACAGAGAGGGAGAUUUUGAGGUUUUUUUUCCAGAUGUUAAUGCUGAUGCUGGGAGAGGGCUGUACUGAGUGCUGUUUUUUUCAACAAUAAACUUUUAAUUCUGGUUUACAA
Cyclopterus lumpus (lumpfish) is the source of this 4984-nucleotide messenger RNA. RefSeq names its product clustered mitochondria protein homolog. Bases 435 to 4709 code for a protein of 1424 amino acids. Gene Ontology annotation, biological process: intracellular distribution of mitochondria. Gene Ontology annotation, cellular component: cytoplasm. The transcript has 29 exons. NCBI's taxonomy places the organism in Eukaryota, Metazoa, Chordata, Actinopteri, Perciformes, Cyclopteridae. The record is from RefSeq and is a predicted model, not a curated record. Gene Ontology annotation, molecular function: protein binding; mRNA binding.